UAAGUACGAAAAGAAAAAUAUAAAAGACGACGCGCACACAAGCAUUGACAACUCUAGGGUUGUGGGAAUCCCCGGUAUCUCGCAUGGCUGUUUUAUGGUAUAUAGUACUUUUCCAUUAGUGCAAUCCGAGCAGUUGAUUAAGUUACACGCCUUUCUUUCGGAAUCAAUAUUUUUCUCUGUUUAAUUGAGAGUUAAUUUUAUCCUAUCAAUUUCAAUUUGGCAUCAUGAAGUGCAUUAAUUUCGCUGUGGUAUUUCUGAUUUUUUUCACCACAGGGGAAGGAAGAAUCGAAAUGGAUAUAUAUAAAACAAAGCUGUCCCACGUAGGAAAGUUGAAGAAAUACAAAGCUUCUCUGAACGAUCCUUGGAAAAAUGACUCCGUAGUGCUGUACAAAUAUUUAAACGGCGAGUACUACGGCCUCAUAGGUGUUGGUUCACCAUCGAAGCCAUUCAAAGUGAUCUUCGACACGACAUGGGCCGACAGUUGGCUACCGUCCUCCCACUGCGACUGGACGGAAAUAGUUUGCAAACUGCACAAUCAGUACGACAGCUCGGCCUCGUCGUCGUACGUACCGAACGGCACGUUCGUCAAAAUGAACAACUCGGAACUCUCUUUGGCGGGAAUCUUAUCAACCGACGUUUUUCGCUUGGCACACGUCAAAGUUCAAAACCAAACGUUCCUGGAAGCCACGCACAUAUCGUUCCGGCCGUUCUGGCAGUACAGGGCUGACGGUAUCAUUGGCUUGGCAUACCAGGAACAAUCGGGCUGGUCCGGCGUGAUGCCCUUUUUUUACAACCUGGUCCGACAAAAAGUCGUUACCGAGAACGUUUUUACGUUUUACAUGAACCGGGAUGAAACUACCAAUAAAGCCGGUAGGGUGAUAUUUGGGGGUACGCAAAGGCAAAACAUAAAAGUCGAUACCAUGACGAAUCUUACGGUCAUCGAAAAGAAAUUCUGGAUGAUCAUGAUGGACAGUGUGUUUGCCGAAAAAAAUAAAACCCAAACGGUGCUUUGCGAAAAAUGCAAGGCAAUAUUUGACUCGAGCUCGAACACCAUAGUGGGACCCCCCGACGUUAUUCAAAAAUUGAACUGGCAGAUGAACGCUAACUUCAUCCCUGUUUUGAACAUGUACACGGUGAGUUGCCGACAGUACGCUAAAUUGCCAACGGUACAUUUCGUGCUCGACGGCAACGAGUUCAUCAUCCAGUCGAAAUAUUAUGUGCAGCAUCUUAUAUUGGAGAACGUCGAGGUGUGCUUGAGCCCAUUCGUGCCAAGCACAAAUCCCCGUCAAGAUUAUUGGGAACUCGGUGGUGCUUUCAUGAUGGAAUUCUACACCGAAUUCGAUAUGGACGCAAACGUCGUCAGAAUUGCUCAGACCAUUUUUUAAACAACCAAACG
Messenger RNA from Copidosoma floridanum, 1396 nucleotides. RefSeq names its product lysosomal aspartic protease-like. Gene Ontology annotation, cellular component: lysosome. NCBI's taxonomy places the organism in Eukaryota, Metazoa, Arthropoda, Insecta, Hymenoptera, Encyrtidae. The record is from RefSeq and is a predicted model, not a curated record. Gene Ontology annotation, biological process: cell death; proteolysis. Gene Ontology annotation, molecular function: aspartic-type endopeptidase activity.